Molecule: messenger RNA, 24533 nt
Organism: Porites lobata
Lineage: Eukaryota; Metazoa; Cnidaria; Anthozoa; Scleractinia; Poritidae
Source: the annotation of a GenBank genome assembly
AUGUCAUCACCUUGCCAGAACGGAGGUACCUGUGUAGCGAACUAUAAGUAUCACUCGUUUGACUGCCGUUGCAAAAAAGGCUUUUAUGGCGAAUUUUGCGAAAAAGGUAAUUGAUAUUCAGACCUGGGCCCCCGUUUAAGUUAGGACAACCAAACUUAGCGGCUUUACCUAAAAUUUAUAUGGGAACAUUUUAAAGGCGUAGUGUCCUGUGCGUCAACGUUGAUGUUACCAUAGCAACCGAGUUUUGACAGCCAUGUUUUUCAACAUUUGCAUUUUCUCUAAAAAAUAGGUUUAAUUCAUUCCUUUUUUCUACUGAUUGAAUUAUUACGUUAUCUACUUUUUUUCAGUUACCAAGUCCUCAUGCCAAGACGUUUAUAAUCAGCUCACAGAAAAGUGGGUAAACCUGUGCAUAGUAAUUUAAUUAAUGAGGAUAGAUCAGUUAAAGUCCGGAGGAUCCUUCGGAGUGCGUCAGUACUGUGUUUAUGAGCCACAAAAACAGCCAAAAAAUCAGUCGUCGAACCUCAAUAACGGGGUAUUCAACAAAUUUUUACGGGGAAGCCCUGCCCCGAGGUCCAUGUCCUUACCUUUUCACAUACCAUUUUUGACAGAAAAGGUUUCGUAUCCCAUUCCAUCCGUUUUGGCGGUUGAGGGGUGGAGUGGCUUGUUACAGGCAUUUUAAAAUGAUCUCAGACCAUACAAGGGUCAAUGGCAAGAAAGAGUACCUUAUCAAAAUCAAACUUGCACGCUGUUUUGCAGUUUCUUUUGUUUUUUUGGUAAUAAAAUCGUAUUAACCCACAAAAAAAAACAGGGUUCAUUGUAUGCAGUUAGUACAUGAUUGUGACGACGAAAUAGACAGUGGACAGUAAGGUAUCCAGUGGUUACCAGUGUCCAUAAAGCGAAGUUGACGGCAUGAGAUUUUCUGACUUGGGAACACAGAAAAGUGUCCGUUUUCCGUAUUAACCGUUGUCCUUAUUAAACGGGUUGGAGAAAAUACGUGAGCGUCAAUAAACAUGCAAAACUACUGACUAUCUGUGUAACAUGUUCUGAGUAGUUGUCAAGAAAAACCAAUCCAAGUAUUAUAGGUAGCUCACGGGUAAAAUAGGGUUCCUUUGACCUCAGAUAAGAAAAACAUCAUGCGCACCAUUUUCGCGGUUUUUAGGUCGCCCCUUUCCCCUUCCUUCUGAACAUCUGUUACGCUGUUUAGCCAACUUCGAUGUCCGAAUUUAAUUCCUAUAGAACACUUUAUUCAAAUACACUUUAUUAAAGUUAGUUGAAGAGCAGAACAGCUUGGUAUCAUAAAGCAAAAAUAAAUAUCAACCUGUCCCGGAGGUGAAAUUAUAUCAGUCCAAAGUACAUUAAUCGUGUAGUAACUCCCAGUAACGUGAUGGGGAACCUGAGAAAUUUAGAUUUAACUGAGACUGUUUUGAAUUCCAUUGAUUCAUUUAUUUUUGUAAGAAAAAGCGAACCUUUUUUUUUUUACAACCAGUUAAGGUACAUUCCAUUUUUUCUCUCCGACAGUUAGGAGCUGGAAAAACUAAAAUGAGAUUUCAUUUUGUACAGGUUGAACGUGGCUCAGUUGGUCACUCUCCUCCUUGACUCCAAACUAGUUUCAGUUCUCUGUCACUUUGGAAAUUUUGGAUGCGGAGAUGGAGGAUGGACACCGGUCAUGAAAAUGGACGGCAACAACGUAAGACAUUUGUGUACGUUUUCCCUUAGUUUGGCGACUAGAGUGAAAAAAAUGACGUAAAAUUGUAACAUUUUCUGGGGAAGCAUAACCCCAGUCCUCCAAGUUUGAAGUGCCUUCGGUGCUCCAACUUUUCUUCUCGUGCGUAUACAUGCUAAGUCCUUGGAUCUGAAAGAUUUAAGUAUUAAGAACACCUUUAAGCUUCUGGAGUAUCUCGGUCAGUAACAGAGGUCAUCAUCCGCUUUUCCUGUCAGACGAUGUGAAGGUUUUCAUAUCAAAACACAGAAGCCUCUGGUCUCUGUACUUGCGAACAGGCGAGAAUUAGAGAUAAUUAUAUUCAAUUCGGCAUUUUUCAAUCGCAUCAAUGAUUAAAGAGCGCAGUAUUUGUUUACUUUUUAUUCUGUCGGUGACCAUUAACGCCAUUUCGCCUGCUGUGACAAACUUCAUUUUAUAAAUCUGGAGAAACAAGGACGUUGUAGAUAUUCUUUUCACUGUAAUUGAUCUUUCAUUACAAAUUCCUUUUUUUUUUCCUUCUCCUGAAAGGAUGUUGUCUUAAGAAGAAAAAGAAACCUUAAUUUGAACUUUUCUUUUUAAAGGACAUUUUUCCUAUUUCUUCCUCCUUUCUACCAUAGCAAACAUUUCAUUACGGUGCAGCCUUUUGGGGAAACAAAAAGACCUUUAACCUUAACGGAGGGAAGACUGGUUUUGACUCAAAAGAGACUAAACUGCCCUCCUACUGGAACACUUCCUUCUCCAAGAUCUGCCUCGGUAUGAAGAUCGGCCAACAGAUCAGGUUUAUUGUCAUCAACCGGCAAGCGAAUUCCUUGUACUCUCUGAUCGCUGAUGGGCAAUACCGCGGCACAUCGCUGGGUCGUGACACUUGGAAGUCACUGAUUGCUUCUGAGGCCUCCUUGCAGCUCAACUGUAACAAGGAAGGAUUCAAUGCUGUUAGUACAAAGUCUGCAUCUUCCAAAGCCAGAAUCGGUAUCAUUGGUAACGACCAAGACGAUUGCCGCUCUUGCAACUCUAGAAUUGGAUUUGGCACUGGAGGACAACCUGGUAAUACCAUCUCUUGUGGUAACGAGGCUAAAUAUGCUCCAGAUAAUGGCGAGAAGCAUAUUAAGGCAAUGGGAUAUAUUUUGGUACAGUGAAAUGAAACUGAUCUGGGCUAAUUUGCCCCCUUGGCGCCAAACAAAAGCUAGCUUAACUUAACUCUAGAUCCUGUCGUUUUUUUUUUUGAGGAUAAACAAAAGAAAAUAAGUAACCAUUAUACAUUAGACUGAAGCAUAUAACACGGAAAAUAAAGGAUACACUGGGAAACCAAGAUAAAAAUCGUUGGCUGUAUUUCUCUCAGUUGCUCCUCAAAGUUGGUACGCCCUAACAAAACUAUCUCAUUUUGAGAUUGUAUGUGAGUGUUCAGGUUUUACUUUUUUUUGUCAUCGUUGUUGUUUUACUUAUGUGACGAGAGAAUUUAUUGUUGUGUAGUUAUUUUGCUUUCGCUGAUAAAAAUAUGAAAAGCCAAUGUAUAAAUCCUAUAUUCUUUAGUUUUAACUUCUUUUAGACGUAAACAACGUGUCGAUUUAUCGAGCGUAAACUUAUUUGUCAAGUCAUAAUUGCUUUUAGUCUUCAAACUCAGUGUAAUUUGACCUGCAAAAAAGCCCUUAUCCACCUGCGUAGCUUUUGGAAGUAAUUAAUGUUUCAAAACAAGCUGAGGUUUCCACCAAUAGUCUUUUAGAAAUGAUUGUUGCGCUCCGUAAUUUGACUCGUUAAGUUGUGAGCUUCGCUAGCUUAGGCUUAAAUACGAGUGCUUUGUAGGAGCUUCUUCGGUUAUACCCUCGUUGCAUCUAGUAGCCUUGGUUAGAUUUUGGUUGGUUAUGUUUUGACUGUACCCGCGGUAUAGUCUUGGAUUAAAACUUCUACAUUAGAGCCAAGUUCUGUUGUGGUCAUUGUCUCAAGGGUAUUCAACAGGGUAUUCAAAGAUUCCGUGCCUUCCCGCAGUCAGCGAGUGUCCCCAGGAAAAGGCCUUUCCGAGAGUCUAAGAGCUUUUCCCCCGUUCGUCGGUUACCCUUUUGUAAAGGCAAAACCUGUUUUCACACUUAGAUAAGUAUUUGAAAAGGGCGAAGUUGGUGAUGCUAGUAUUAGCUUUUCUACAUGACCUGUUUUACAUUAGUUCUUUAAAUAAAUAAGCGUCCUUGAAGAGUACUACUGUAGUAAUGAAAAUAAAAUAAGGACCGUCCUGUAUCGGUAAUUAGAAACGGUCAGUGUUAACGUGGAAAAAUAUAAAUUCAGGGAACUGAAGUGUACGCAUAGGCUUAAAUUAGUCACAAACUAGUGGGUUGGGAAAGUUUUCAGAUUGGAAUGAUAUUUCUCAAAUUAUGAUCAAUCGGUUCCAGAGGAGACUGAAUCGGAGUUUGAACCACGCACUCAAAUGAUACUUGGAAACCGAAUUUGAUUCACGAGAUAAUAUUUUAUUUAAUAAAUUCCUAGAGUGAUUUUGAUUUGGAAGUAUAUCCCUUGGAAAGGAUAGGAUGCGGUUGUGUGAAUGGUUUCCAUCCACGUACUUUUGUGCCCCUAAAAUGUCGUGUUGUUUUUUGGGUUCUAUUGCUACUUUAUUUUUUCAUUCAUGGGUGAAAUUAGAAAAUUUGAAAUACAAUCUCAGUUUAAUAAUGAGUUUUCUUUGCUAAAUCUAAUCGACUGCGUUCUUUUUAGAUCUAAAAUAUUUUGCGCAUUCAAGGUUCUUGCUGAUCCAUUAGACGCUCGGACGUCCGGGACCUUUAUUGAAUUUUGGGACCCACGUGGGGGCGUAUAGACAGGAGACUCAAAGGAGGCGUUUAUUGACUUUAUAAUGUAAUAAAAGUUGCAAGCUCAACAAAAUUUUAAAAGAUGAUUUCGACCAAAAUAUCAAGAGAAUUUAAAAAUGGUGGAAUUUUUGUGUCCAUCAAUUUUACGUCUAGGGCCGUAUACAUAUAGCGAUGUAUAUCAGGAGAUCGUUCGAAUCUUUACAUCGAUGUCAGAAUCCUGGCUUCGGGUUAUUGUGUUUGUCAUCGUUAGUAAAUCCUUACCCUGAAUUUAACACAGAAUAAGCAAAAUGCAAUGCGCAGACGAGGUUGCCUAUUUACCGAGUCAGGAUUUCGAGUUGGGUUUCCAGUUGGAUUUUCGUGUUGGAUUUUCGAGUUAGGAUAUUUUUGGCGAGAUUUUUUGGCGGGGUUUCCAAUAAAUUUUCAGUGGUUUUACACAACGUACUCUGUCAGCGGUGUUGCACAUCGUCUUGAGGUCUUUUCAAGAUGGAGGAGAACGAGGAUGGCAGACCGGUAACGGCAAUCUUGUUUAAUCUAUCCUAGUAUUGCAUUCGUAAUUAUAUUUUUGACUGGACAGAAUGGCUUACACUUCAAUGAAUGCUUUUAUUUAUGAAUUAUUCAUUAAUUGUCGAGUGUCGGCCGGAUGUAAACCAUUAAAAUCUUUCGUAAAAUAAUGUUUGAUUUCAGAGAAUUAUACACCAGAAAAAACCUACAUGUGAUCCCAGAAAUGUUACCUGGUUAUAAUUUUGUUUUCAGAAGCACAUGAUAUAUCCAGGGCCGGGUGGAAGUGCCAAUUAUAGAAAUAUAUAGUAUAUAAAUAUAGAAGUCAAUGUCACGAGGUGCAAAUUAUCUAAGGCCCAACGUAACUGGUUUUUUAAUACUGCAAGAGCGGUGCAAAUAUCUUUCUUUAGUAAAAUCCAACUUUAGUGGUCUAUUAUCAAUGCUGCGUUCUGAUUGGUUGAGCUACUAUAGCUACUAGGCUAAAAUGUUAUAGCCCACUAGUAGCGAAAAGCGCCGGCUUUGAAAACCAAAACAAAGGCGGCUGAAUAGCGUUUUCCUAGUUAAAGUUGUUUUGUCUCGAUAUUUUUGACCACCUAGUUGGAUUUUACUAAAACAAUUAUUCCUCUCGCCCUCAUGGCCCCUGAGUCAAUAGCCCAUGACCCCCCUGUAUAACUCAUGCAUUUCGGGCUGAUAGUCCGCUUGUUUUUACAGUAAUCUGGUGCUUAAUGCAGUUACAAAAAAACUCCAUACCUAGACAAAACGAAUGAUGAUACCGAGUCUGGAUGAAAAAGAAGUUUCAACACCUGUGUAAUUUAUCAUUUACUUGGGAAAACUGGAGGGGCUGGACAUUCCGCUUGUUUGUGUCAUUCCAACCUUCAGAGAAGAUUUAAGACGAAGUAAUUUUCGUACUCUUUUCAGUCUGUGCAGCCGAUUUGGAUAUAAUUUGUAGCGGAUCGUUCUCAAACUACGUGAAAUUUUAUUUACCAUUUUCACCGAGACCAUAAUUAUACACCUCGUUUGAGCCCCCCCCCCCCAUUUUUCAUCACCAUUGUUUCCUAUUGUUUCACCUCUUAACAGAGUCGUCCCAAGAGAAAUCGAAGAAAAGGGUUGUACCAAAUUUGGGGGUGUAAACAAGGUACGUUAUGGUCUCGGUGAAAAUUUUCAAUAGUUUUAUAUCUAUGCACCAGAUUUCCACCUGGGUGGUUUGUGUAAAUGGUAAGCAUCUCUCAGUUUCCAAAGAUUGUUUACUAACUAUGCAAUACAACAGACGCGCUGAUCAGACAUAACAACUCAGGUUUGAUUGAUAUUCUUAUUAGUCUGGCUGCCAGAAGCGACACACACAAUUGAAAAGAAAUUCAUAGAUAAUUAAUAUUUAAUAUUGCAUAUAAUUUAAUGGUUUUUGAGAACACCUAUCGCUUUAGAAAAAGACUCAAUAUUUUACAGUGUUUGUCAGGUUCCUCAAUUUCACGGAGUUCUCCAACAGUCUCUCCCCACUAAUCGGCGAUGUUCUCUUUUUACUUUUGCUCGUUUUCCCUCAUUCCGUUGUUUUCUGUGAUACCUAAUGCGGCUUCUACUCAAAUGGAAGGUUAGUUUUCUUUUAUUUAUAUAGAAGGACAUAGACUGACAUGACUUCUUGUGCUUUGUAUGUAACAUGUGACUUUCCUUGGUAACUAAAAAUUCCGGUGAGUGCGUUAAAGAGAUUGUAUCAGAGCUCCGAUCUAAGUGAGGGCUGUGGAUGUAAACUAUGUUUUCUUUUAAAGACACCAUGGUUAAAAUGCAAAGACGCUUCUGCCCUUGGAAAUGAAAAUAGCACUAGUCACUCGGGGGGAAAACUUGCCAAACAAUUUGGUUUGGUCAUCGUUAAAAAUUGUCUCUCCAUUCACGAGUCAGACUCACUAGUGAGAAAAUUAAGAAGUGGAAAAAAAUUGUUAUGGUCAUCGUGAGACGAUUGUCUUCCCCUAGCUAGUUCUUUAUUCAACAGCUUAAGUACUGAAACUUCUAGCAGAGACAUUUUUUAAGUGUCAAGAGCUGCAGACGGGCUACAUGGGUUUCCAUUCCUUACCAAAACCACCCCACCCCUCCAUUGCUAGGCAGGCUUGUUACGCCAGCUGGUACCUAAAACAAACGACUCCACGGCUGAUUGCUUAAACCACGAUGGGUAAAUUGAGGUUGCAAAAACGGACAUUUCUUAAUCCAGCCUACUUUAAAUGAGUGACAGUGCUCAUAACCUAAAAAAAAAUAUUUUCAACUCAAAGUAUACAUUUGUUGUGGAGUAUUUUGAAAGUUAUUUUUAGACAGAUCUAUCUUAUCUUUUAAGUUUAGUUUUUGAUCUUUUGUUUUCACUUGUACUUUAUUUAAUUCACGCUUAGCUCGUGAAUUUUUUUCAGUUACCAUAUUCGGAAUGUUAUUCGCUUGGCAUUCUCAGAUGUUAGUUUUUUACAGGUGGUCGUGCUUGUGGUGUUAGAGCUGACCUUCGUUCUUUGGUACUUAUCAGUUGCGACUGUGCGUAGGCUAAUCUAUUCCCUAACAAUAGGAAACCUGUUGCAAUGUUAGCGAUACGAUAUACAGACAUGUCCAGUUUUCGUUAUUAAAACCACUACUGUACUUGAACUAGAUGACAAAAUCAGGGAUCCGAGACAAACAAAUAUGUCUCCUGAGCAUUAUUUUUGAAGUUGCAAGCAGCAGGGAUCAACUUUGAAAAACUGUUAGGCUGAACAGUUUUCAAAAUCCCGAAUUUCAAUCCGUUUCAACCCUCUUCAGUUUUGCCCAUCCGUGGCAUCUGUUGUUUCUGUUGGGUUAUUUUAACCUUGCUUUAAAGUUUUAAGAGGCUAUUUUUAUGUUUCUCUCAAUUUAACGGGCAUUUUGUAAUUUGCUAAUUUGGCUGAAUUUUGUGACACAGCUCCUUUAAAAUUAGAGAUUAUAUGGACAGGCGGGUUAACCCACCUACGCGGUUUACCUCACCUUACUGGGGUCCCCCACCUCCAUGUAAACAGGCCCUAAGAAAUGUGCCCCAAAGUGUGAUGCACGUGCGGAGCUGUUAUUUUUUCAUUACACAAAUUGUUUUCAGACGUUCGAUCGUUGCCGCCAUCGUCGAUAGGCUGCUUCAAACUUAAUAAAUCUUAAUCAGUUUUAAAGCUCACAAAAAGUAUGAUUUAUAGAACUACAUGACUUUAAACAGUCCGGGCCACAACCAGAUCUGGAUAUGUAAUUUCCUGCAAUGUGAUUGGUCCAGAACGCAACCAACACAUUGAUUUGACCGCGAAAGGACUAAGUUCGACAGAAAUGUCGCAGCAAAGAGCGCUAUGGCUGGGAUGUUCCUUGAAGAAAAAUUAACAGCAUGUACUACCAAACCGAUUAAUCGAGAUGAUUUUAUGCGUCUUGGCGUUCGAUUUACAAAUAUCAAGAUGAUAAUGAUCGAGGAAGGUUUCUGUAAAAACGCCUGGACUUCUGAUAUCAAGAGGCCCGAAGCAACUGAACGACACGGAUCGAAAAGGAAGAGUAGGGAAUUUGAAUACUUGAAAUACUGAUACAUUUUAAGUGGAAAGGUAUAAAGAAGUCGUGUUUGGAGUACUUUUUACGAGCACUGCUUUGGCCUAGAGUAGUAUGCUUUAUGCUUCUUCGGGAGCAAUUGCAAGUUUUCAGUGUCACGCUAUUCAAAAUAGAUCAAAAUAAAAAUCAAAACCAUUCGACAGAUAAAGCCCAGAAUCUGGGAAGUGAAAGGGGAUAAAUACACAAAGACCCUCGCCAAGAUUUGGGCCGAAGGAAUAAUUCGUAUACGAGAUAUCCGAGGAAAUGUUUUACCCAAAUUUAUAGAGCUUUGUAUGGAGACGCCAUGCUGGAGCUCAUCCGGAUGAGCUCCAACAUGGCGGACGGAAACCAACAGAAACUUCUGUUGCCGAGUUUUGCUACAAAAGCGUGAAUUUACUCCUAGAGGAACUCAUAAACAUUAAAGUAAUACUCUUUCUAAUGCUUGAACUGUUUAGAUAGCAAAAUUCCUCGAAAAAAGUUACUUUUUUAACCUAAAUGACAGCUCUCUCGGCCGUAAUGUAAAUGCUGCGUCACGCAAAAGCUUAGAAAUUCAAGCGUACCUAUUACAAAACCAAGAACACUUUUGAAGCGAAAAUUUGUUUGAAAAUUAGUUUUCAGCUGCUCUAAUACACCAUGAAAGUAAAAUCUCAGUUGGAUCGAUAGUUUUGUAUUUUGAAUUUUAGUGACGUCAUGUGAAAACCAACAAUACCAUACGCGCUAAAAUCUAAUUGCGAUCGAAGGAGUGCUGGAUAUCAAUUUUCAAUAUUUCAAUCGUCAAACAUCUUGGAUUAAUAUGCGAAGGUAAAAAAAAUAAAUAAAUUUUCUGUAAAUUGCACUCGCGAAGGGUCGUAAACAGUCAUUAAUCAAUGUCUGUCUUUUCGUGGUGCAAAACCCCAUUGCGGAUGAAAAUAUUAAAAUACCAUUCACCAGUUCAGAGGUGGACUUUAUCGUGUUCUAAUAACAUUAAAGUAGGGUGGUAGGCCUACACGAAUUUUAACUCAUGCCAAAAUGCUGCUCGUUUCAAUGAAGUUUUUUUCCUCUGCUGGGUAGAUUAUGAUCUGGAAGAUUGUACAUUUUCACUGAGAUUUUAGCCUCUUGUUGCACACUGAGAGGUCAUGGCACACACAUCGAUUUACCGUGGUUUUUGUGUCUGGUCUGAAGGAUUUUCCCUCUAAUGCAAGAGCAUUUUCUGUGACCUCAGUUUUUGAAGCGUAAAGCAUUUUAUUACGGCUAAAUAAGGGUUUUAAUUUUCUCCAAAGUGCCUGCUAGAUCUGAAUAACUAAGCGAUUUUUGUUAGUCCGUGAAUGUAAAUAAAAAUGUUGUUGUUUUUUUUUUUGCAGUGUUGUAUCAGGCUGUGAGUUUUCUUUGCAGGAUGUUAAAUUAUCACGGAUAGUGAUUUAUAGAUACUAAAUUAUAAGAAUUAAGUGCAGCUUCAACUGAAGCUGCAUCUAAUAUGGAGAAAUGCAUUGCGACUCAGUAGACUCCAGCUUGGUGUUUUUCUAUAAAUGCGAGUCUUCUGACUGGAGCGCGUAUUCCCAUCCUUGACAAUAGCUUUUGAAUAAGCUUAACAGUGUUUGAACUGUUUUGUUAUUGCCACUUUGUGAUCAGGCAAGACCAUGGUUACGGUUCUCCACGAACAAACUGGCGGCAUCUUUUUGCCACAAAAACAAGGUGCUUUUGCUUUUCCAUCCGACUGCAAGAUAAAAAAAAACAUUGCGUUACAAUGAAAAGCAGCAGCACGUGAACGGCGCAACUGACUGCUGCAUCUUCCAAAGCACAGCACUACUUGAAUUCGCUAUGCACUACACCAAAAAGACCACCACCAACAGGCACAUUUUAUGUAGAUUUCAAAAACGUUUUUUUCAAGGAUCAGAAAAUUGAAACUCACCUUCUUUUUUAGAUGUUUUGCGCCUUGUCCGGCAUUUCUUUGAGCUGAAAAACUCUCGUGUUCGGUCGUUUUGCCUCCCAAGAACGCACAAACGUUAAUCGGACGGCAUUUUUUCUUCACACCCCUGAUUUCUCGCUGCUAAAGUCACAGCUCUCAAAGUAGUAUGGGGAAAAGACACUUAUAGGUGCAGCAAAGAGCCUGGAAGUGACCUUCCCCUGUGUUUCUCGGCGAGGGCGCCAUUUUGCAAAUGUGGGUGACGUCAUCAUAUAUCCAGAUCUGGUAGUGGCCCGGACUGUUAAAAGUCAUAAAUAUCAAGUACCUAAGAACUGCCAGAAAAAUACUUAAUUCCAUCAGAAAAUAAUUCCCUAUUUUUCUUCCCCUGACCUCUUUACUUUAGCUACGUUUUUGAGUUUCAGCUCACUUAAUGCGUUCCACUUUAAAAGCCAUUCUUAAAGCCAGGAACUCCCUAAAUUAAGAGAUUUCUAAUAUGCACGACCCAUGCAUUCUAAAAACGUAAAUUAAACCCUUCAUUCUUUCUCUUCAGAAUUUACCCCCAUGUAUCAUCACAGUCUUCGUCAAGAUGUUUUUAUAAAGGACGAGUACCAUUAUUUAAGCGUUUCUAAAGUUGGAACGUUUACAGUGUAUGACAGCCUUGACUGCACCUUUGAAUGCCUCGGCAAUCCUUCCUGUCUGUCCUUCAACCUGGCAGCUUCCAAAGGAGCAGAUGGAAAUUUGCGGUGUGAGUUGUUAUCCUCAGAAAAGUACAGCAGUCCUGAGGAAUAUAAAAGGAACGAGAGUUUUCAUCACUUUUCCAUCAAGGUGGGGUAAAAUCUUUGCACAGAGUUUAUUAAAGUAAGAUAUUUUUUGAUAUCCCAGUCUAUGCGACUUUUAAUAACCUGUCACGAACACUAAUCGACGUAGAAGUGACUACUGCACGUAACAAGUCGGGGUUAUUCAGUCGAAUGUCACUUUCUCCUUUUUUUUUCUUACUUCUGCCAUCAACACUUUUACGCAAAACGAAAUUACCUUAAUUAUAUGGCAUUUCACAUCAACCUUUUCUUAAACUAUUUCAGACUCCAUGUAUGUCAUCACCUUGUCAGAACGGAGGCACCUGUGUAGCGAACUAUAAGUAUCACUCGUUCGACUGCCGUUGCAAAGAAGGGUUCUAUGGAGAAUUUUGCGAAGAAGGUAAUUGAUAUUUAGACCGGGACCCCCGUUCAAGUUAGGACAACCAAACUUAGCGGCUUUACCUAAAAUUUAUCUUGGAAAAUUUUAAAGGCGUUGUGACGUGUACGUCAACAUUGAUGUUACCAUGGCAACCGAGUUUUGACAGCCAUGGUUUUCAGAAUUUGCUUUUUCUCUAAACAAAAUAGGUUUAAAUUCAUUUCUUUUUUAACUGAUUGAUUUAUUACGUUAUCUACUUCUUUUUUACAGUUGCCAAGUCCUCAUGCCAAGAUGUUUAUAAUCAGCUCACAGAAAAGUGGGUAAACCUAUGCAUAGUAAUUUAAUUGAUGAGGAUAGAUCACUUAAAGUCCGGGGGAUCAUUCGGAGUGCGUCAGUACUGUGUUUAUAAGCCAAAAAUCAGCCGUCAGGCCUCAAAAACGGAAUACAAUUGUGUUGCAGGGAAAGUCGAUAUCACUUAAUUAAUUGUACAUGUUAGAAUUCGUAUCGUGGCUGAUGAAUUCUAUUUCAGCCUUUGUUCUCCACUCUGGAAACUUAGGGUUAUUAGAGACCUAAACUUGUAAAAACUGUUGAAUUUUUAAAACAAAUGAUUGGUACUGUUAAGAUAAUAAAAACCAUAAUCUGUGAACACCACCAUCCUGCAAUGAAGGCCCUCCAGCAAAAAAAGUUGUUGAUGAAAUGCGGUUGAAUCCCGCCGUUUCGUUUAAUACGAACACCCGUAUAAAAUGAAUGAUUCGUUUGUACCGACAAAAGUUCAGAUAUUUCAGUGCUCAUAAGUAAACCUGGUUAAUAUGGAAAACAAACACUUUUCUUGUGUCCCGAGUCCCAAACUGUCAUAUAAUAAUUAUCGUAAACUUCCCCGGAAGGUCCUCAAUUAAGUUUUAUAGGGGUCAACUCCUUACGUUUUAGCCCAUCAUUUUUGCAACUCCUUACGUUUUAGUGCCCAUCAUUUUUGCAGAAAAGGUACUCCUUUCGUAUACCAUUCCAUUCGUCUCUAAUGGUUAAAGGUUCGAGUGGCUUGUUGCAGGCACUUCAUCCCCAGGGGGUACUCAACAAAUUUUUACGGUGAUAAUCCCUGCCCCGAGGUCCACGUCCUUACCUUUUCACAUACCUUUUGGCGGUUGAGGGGUGGAGUGGCUUGUUACAGGCAUUUUAAAAUGAGCUCAGACCAUACAAGGGCCAAUAGGAAGAAAGACUACCUUAUCAAAAUCAAACCUGCACGCUAUUUUAAUUGGAGUUUUUUUUUUUUAGUAACAAAAUCGUAUUAACCCACAGAAAUCUGUAAUUAUUUGAAAAAGGUUCAUUGUAUGCAAUUAGUGCGUGGUUGUGACAAGGAAAUAGACCGUGGCAGCUAUAGGUAGCCAGUGGUCACCAGUGUCCAUAAAGCGGGGUUGACGACAUGAGAAUUUAAGUCUUCGGAACACAGAAAAGUGUCCGUUCUCCGUCUCAACCGUUGUCCUUAUUAAACGGGUUGGAGAAAGUACGUGAGCUUCAAUAAUUAAAACAUGCAAAACUGACUACUGAAUAUCUGUGUAACAUGUUCUGAGUAGUUGUCAAGAAAAACCAAUCCAAGUCUUACAUGUAGCUCGCGGGUAAAACAGGGGUCCUUUGCCGUCAGAUGGGAAAAACAUCAUGAGCACCUUUUUUGCGGUUUUUCGGUCGCCCCUUUCGCCUUCCCUCUGAACAUCUGCUACGCUGUUUAGCCAUCUUCGAUGUCCGAAUUUAAUUGCUACAGAACACUUUAGUCAAAUACACUUUAUUAAAGUUAGGUGAAGAGCAGCACAGCUUGGUAUUAUAAUGCAAAAAUAAAUAUCAACCUGUGCUUGAGGUGAAAUUAUAUCAGUCCAAAGUACAUUAAUCGUGUAGUAGCUCCUAGUAACAUGAUGGGGAACCUGACAAAUUUAGAUUUGACUGAGAUUGUACUGAAUUCCAUUCAUUUAUUUUUUUUUUACAACCAGUUAAGGUACAUUCCAUUUUUUUCUCUCCGACAGUUGGGAGCUGGAAAAAUUAAAAUGAGAUUUCAUUUUGUACAGGUUGAACGUGAGUCGGUUGGUCACUCUCCUCCUUGACUCCAAACUAGUUUCAGUUCUCUGUCACUUUGGAAAUUUUGGAUGCGGAGAUGGAGGAUGGACACCGGUCAUGAAGAUGGACGGCAACAAGGUAAGACAUUUGUGUACGUUUUCCCUUAGUUUGGCGACGAGAGUGGAAAAAAAAAAAUAAAUACAGGUUUGCCUCUGUCAGAGGUAAUUUUCAACAGGGGCACCCAACGAGGAUAUAGUUCAAAACCACUUAACAUAGCAUUGUUGAACGUAUUUUAGUAUUCAAACGGUAGAUAUAGGCAUAUUUUUAUCCCCUAAAAACGUUUCAUCUGUUCGGAUUUCCUAGCUGAAAAUCUAGUUAUCCGAAAAUGAUAGGGAUAAAAACUUACCUUUUUAUUCUAUCGGUGACCAUUAACGUCAUUUUGCGUGCUGUGGCUAAAUUGUCAUUUUAUAAAGCUGGAGAAGUGAGGACAUUGCAGAUAUUCUUUUCAUUGUAAUGGAUCUUUCAUUCUUUCUUUUUUCUUCUCCUGAAAGGAUGUUAUCUUUAGAAGAAAAAAGAAGCUUAAAUUUCAACUUUUCUUUUUAAAGGACAUUUUUGCUAUUUCUUCCUCCUUUCUACCACAGCAAACAUUUCAUUACGAAACAGCCUUUUGGAGAAACAAAGAAACCUUUCACCCUGACGGAGGGAAAACUGGGUUUGACUCACAGGAAACCAAACUUCCCUCCUACUGGAACACAUCCUUCUCCAAGAUAUGCCUCGGUAUGAAGAUCAACAACCAGACCAAUUUUAUUGUCAUUAACAAGCAGGCGAACUCCUUGUACUCUCUGAUCGCUGAUGGGCAAUAUCGCAGCACCUCACUGGGUCGUGACAAGUGGAUGUCACUGAUUGGUUCUAAUGCCUCAUUGCAGCUGAACUGUAAAAAGGAAGGGUUCAACGCAAAGUGUACCUUGAUUGGCCGUUCCAAAGCAAGAAUCGGUAUUCUCGGCAACGAUCAAACAGAUUGCCAUGAAUGUAACUCCAGAUUGGGGUUUGGGAGUGAAGGGAACUACGAUGAUAGGCGGAAUACAUGUGGAAAUUUGGAUAACCACAAAGGAAAAAGACUGAGCAUCAAGACAAUGGGGUAUAUCCUGGUGCAGUGAUAACAAUGCUCCUUUACAUGUCUUUGAGCGAGUAGUGGGAAUAUGUUAUACCCGAAGCAUAUAAGCCCGAUUCGGGUUAUAUGCUUCUGAUUCUUCACAGUCCCUUUAACGAUACCUCAUCGUUACGAUGAUGAGUAGAAAUAAGUUUAGUUAUAGACAAACAUUAUACACGUCUAGACCUAACGAUUUUUUCUGUCGAGGCAUGUGAACAGACAACCAGUGGGGAUCAUGUUUGUAAUGUUUGUCCAAGAAUGUUAAAGAGCGGUUCUUGGUGUGUAUAAAAGUAGAAGUGCUCGGAUAAUUUGCUCUCCUAUUCCUUGCCAUUGAAACCUGUGGAAUUGAAGAAACGUUUUUAACAAGAACUUAAAUCUAAACGUUUCUCAAUGUAAGAAAGCUACUUAAAAACGAAGAAAUACAUAAUAAUAAACUAAUAUAAUAAACUUUAUUUCUCAAACUGCGAUCAUAUCCAGUGGUUGCACAAAAGACUGAAUCAGAUUUAAGGCAGCCAACCGGUCUGAGGGAGGCACUUUAGGACUGAGACUGUUGCUACACACAGAUAGUCCGUUGGGAAGACUGAUGUGUGAUGGGUUGAAAGUGAUAAAAGAGGCAGUGGCGAUUCCCACCAACAAAGACACGUCCCCUACACUUUUCCUAUAGUAAUGUAGGUUGUUUAACCUCACCUUCAAAUUUUAAAAUACCGUAUUUCCUCGAAUAAUAGCCGUCCCUCGAUUAAUCGCACCCCUCGAAUCAAUUACCCCUCUUAGACGGAAAUAUUGAAGACAGGCUCCUCCCUCGAAUAAACGCCCACUCUCCACCUCUCUCGCCAUCUUCUCUUUCUGUUAUACCCUCCCGGUCAACUUGAAGUGGCGUCUGAUCCAGCAGAAUGAUCAGUGACAAUUCAAUUAAGUUCUGAUACCGAAGAUAUUGACACUGAAAAUUAAUCAAGGAACCAAAUUUGGAACACUUAAAAAGACCAUGUUCAGUUUUUCUGAUGUGAUCAUUUUUCGAUUUAAUGGGAUAAUAAAACAAAAGGACACGACUUCCAAAAUUUUGAAUAAUCGCCUCCCUCGAACAAUCGCCUUGCCUCCUCGAAUAAUCGCCCCCGGCUAUUAUUCGAGGAAUUAUGAUAAAUGAGGGAGGGUGAAAAUUAAUGAGACGAGGCAAACGGCUUAAUGACACCGCCAAAUAAUGCUGUCAUCUAACCUAAGUCAUGGUCACUAUACACGGCCAGCAUUAUCUUGCCAGCAUUUUGCUUAUUAUUAGCAAAUCUGAGCUAACAGGCCGAGAAGUGGUUACAUGCAUGCAUACAAGACAGCGAAGCAGGAAAGACGUGGGCGAGCGAGGAGCACCAGACGCGCGCGUGUCUCACGCCACUCGCACGAAAAACGCGAAAAACCAGUACCUGUUCUACAGGCUGAUAAUAAGAAAACAGGAAGAGGUACUGAGAUUUUAGAAAAGAACAGGGACAGGGCGCUUUCUUUAUAAUGGGCUCGUGUUUGUAGCACCACUUCACAACCUUUGGAGAUGUAGAUGGAUUCUGACAACACUAAUAAGCGGUAUACAAAAAUAAUGAUACACGACGCAGACGUAGUAUAGAGUGUUUUCACUAACGUGGCCAGCAUCUAUGCAAAUUUAUUAGAACAAAAGAAAGCGUUUGCAUAAGAAAAGAGUUCAACUCCCACAGGACUGGUUUGGGACACCAACAUGGCCGUCGUUUCAUUGUUUUGGGACACCAAUAUGGCCGCCGUGACGUCAUGUGAAAACACUCUAUAGUAGUAAGGAGCAUAAGCAAAGACCACGGCUACGAGCUCGAGAACGCCUCUUAAUUAAAGGUGCAUUCGCUCUGCCUCGAACGUUUUCGUGCUCAUUCCAUCUCGUUUAUUUCGUUAAAUGGUGGCAAAUUGUUUUUGGAGUUGAAUUCUAAAGGACUGUAUCAAAGUUCAGGAAAAAAAAAGAAAGUUGUUGUCUUGUGUCCCCGUCUUCGACAAAACGUGAAAUUAGACACUUUCACGUUAUAGUCGUGUAACAACGAUGCAAAGUUGUUGUUUUGCCAAUCUAAACCUAUUGCUCUUUUGCCUUUCUCGUUGCCGUCGCCGUCGUCGUUGCUUAACAGGCUUAAGCUCCCUAAUGAUGACUGCUUUUGUUUUUCGUUUUUGUAGAAAUCAGAAAAAAAAAGUGUGAAAGUAAUCAAGAUCUGUAAGGGAGCGGGAGGGGGAUUCUGCAGUCCCACAUUCCCACUUCCGGGGUUUUUACGAAAAUACCGCAUCUCGCCAUUUUUUCAUCGCUUUUCCAAAUCUCCUUGGUUGUUUCCAAAAAAAAACAAUGUUUUAAGUAAGAAUAAUUGUUGCAUUAGGCAUCAAGUCGUUAACUGGCAUGGUAUGCUAUUGCGCCACGCGCACUUCCCUAAGACCUUGCAAUCAUAAGACUCGCUAUCAUGCUGAAUUUAUAUUAAUAAAUCGAAAGUGGCUAAUUGAAACAAUGGGUUUCCUGUUCGCGUUUGAUUAUUUUUAUUAGUUUCAAUUAGGAAAUUAUUAACCAUUGGAAACCAUGCACAACCUACAGAUUAGUUAGUUAAUUUUAUCUGCUAAUCUACCACCCAGUGCUAGCAGAUAACUAACUGUACUUUGCCUUGAUUUCCAAAAUUAACUGUAGUGUCUUAAAAGCUUGGCCAAGGAGCAAAUAGACGGUAAGUAUAAUGUCUAAUAAUUCAAUUAAACAAAACAGGGUUAAAAGAUCCCAACUGGCCGGCAAACCAGUUGGCUAUUUACAAGCGUUAUCGAGGAUUAGAACUAGGCCACCGACAACGAGAAUCCAUCUAGAAAUACUGUUGUUUCCAAGACAAAAACAGUUUUCCAAAUUCUUAAAAAUAAUGGUAAUUGUAUUUUUGCUGCACAAUAUUGCACAGUCUUUCAUUCUGGAAAUUUUCGCUGAAAUGAUUCGAACCAUUUCUACCUUCAAAAACUCAUAAGUAAUUCAUAGCGAAAAACAAAAGAAAUUUUAUGUUUAACGAGUGUCUUUAUAUUCGAUAAAGAUGCGGUUAAACUGUACGUCCAAGUUUUUAUAAGACCAAAAUAACCCCAAAUCUACGUAUUAGUGAAAGAAUCAGUUGAUAUAUAUCAGAGAUUUUGAAGCCGUUCAAAAUACUCGUGGAAGUGUAUUACCAGGUGUAAAAACUCUCGGCUUCGCAUCGAGUUUUUAAACCUGAUGAUACACUCCUGCUCGUUUUUUAAACUGUACGUAAAACCGUCAUGUUAACCCAAGCGAUUUAAUUCAACGAUAUGGUUCAUUUUUAAUAAACAUUUAAAAAUCCUAAUUUUACGUUUUAUGGAGGAUUUUAGUUGCUGAAAAACUCUAUAUUUUGCAAGAGCGGCGCAAAUAUCUGUCUUAAGUAAAAUCCUACUAGUGGUCUGUCAUCAAUGCUGCGUUCUGAUAGGUUGAGCUACUACUAGGCUAUAUGUUAUAGCCCACCAGUAGCGAAAAGCGCCGGCUUUGAAAACCAAAACAAUGGCGGCUGAAUUGCGUUUUGCUAGGUAAAGUUGUUUUGUCUCUAUACUUUUGACCAACUAGUUGGAUUUUGCUAAAAACAAUUAUUGCUCUCGCCCUCGCCCUCAUAGCCCAUGAGGCCGAAGGCCGAAUGGGCUAUUGACUCAGAGCCCAUUCGGGCUCGAGGAAUAAUUGUCAAUUAGAAAGGGUGAGACUGGUUUUAGCUUAGCCGCAUAAGAUUGCAUUAAACGCUCUUUCCUUUUCACUUAUUUGAAGUCUUUUCGUGAGUUUAUACAUGAUACUCGCUGUCAGUAAAUUUUUCAAAAUGCUGCACUUCAGCUACGAUUUCUUAAAUAAAGCUAUUCUACUUCUCAAGGAUUUUAAGAGACUCCUCAAUUUUUUAACCAAUUUUGCCGGCAAGAAAACGGGGUAUACAAUUAACCAAGAUAUAAUUCUUUGGUGUUAGAAAGUAUGGGUUCGAAGACGAGAGUGCAAAAAAAAAAAAAUAAAAAUUAUGUUUUAUAAACGUAAACACUAUAACCUUUCUGCAUGUGCGCACACAAUUUUCCUUCUUCUCUGCCUUUCUUUUCAAGUCUGGAACUUCCUUCAAAGGGUGAUAUUUGAAUACAUGUCACCGAGACCAAUAAGCAAACAAAGUUUCAGUAUGGAUUAAUCAAGAGUUUAAAUUUUGUAUUAGAAACAUAAAGGAAGACAUAUUUCUUGCAAAAAAUACUAAGCAUUGUUUAAGUUAAAUUAGGACUUCUUUUCAAAGGGAUUUCAAUUCUGACGUUUCCCGCGUGUGACAAUCCGUUAAUUUGAGUAACGUUCCUUUGCUAAUUACAUACCAGUCACAUACAUACUUUAUUGAGACUCCUUCAACAGGCGGCUUUUCAGUCACAAUGUUAACUAUUACAUUAUAAUGGUAAUUAAGAAAAAAACUUAUUUACAGUAGUUUAAUUAAAUUCAAAAUACAUCCAAAUCAAUUUAUUUCGUAUGAAAGUGUCCGCUUAAAACUAUCAAUAUCUUUAUAGUGUUCUUAAUAUUGUCAGCUAGUCGAUUCCAUUCCCUUGGACCCCGAAAAUAAAAUGCCGUUUGUCCCAUUGACAGUCUACAUCGGGGGACCACAAAAUUGUUACAUCCCCUUGUGUUCUUGUUGUGAACUGCUUUUUUAAAAAAAUAUUUACCUAAAUAAUCUGGAGCUGAGCCAUCUAAUUGUUACACGGAACCUAUUUUUACAGACUGAUCAAUGCAUUUAACUUAUUAUCUCUUGCUGCUGAAUAUAUAGAGGAUAUUUCAACACUCGAAGAGAAAUUUCGUAUCUCCAAGCGGCCAUGUAAUAUCCUCUAUAUAUUCAGCAGCAAGAGAUAAUAACUGAAAUGCAAUGAUCAGUCUGUAAAAUAGUUCCGUAUACCAAUUAGAUGGCUUAGCUCCAGAUUAUUUACUGUAAAUAUUUUUUUUCAAGCGGCCAUGCAAUGUUCUAUUUAUUAUAUAAACACCAGUGAAUUACAAAACCAUUUCUUUCUGUGAAAGGCGCGAUUUAUUAUGUAGCGAGAGCAACGGUGAUUUUUCACGUGUGAAGAUAACAUGUUUAUAUUUUUCACAUGUGAAGAUAUCAUGUUUUCGCGCGAACGCUUACCUGGUAUUUAAAUGGUGGUUAUAUAAUAUACUAACUAGGGUAUCUAAAAGAUAGUAAUGCUGCGGCACAUUCUGUUGAUACUGGCAUUAGUUAGGCAGUGAGACUUAAAAGAAUCGAAGAUGACAUUGAAUGUCCUAUGUACAUGUUGGAAAGUACUAGAAUAAUUACUAUCAGUCGAUAGAAAGAACUCGUGGGAACGUUGUUUAGAGAAUGAUCAAGUGGUUAUGAACUCUGGUUUUUCCACAGUAAAUUGUAGGAAAUGAAAGAAAUUCAGAUUGUUUAUCCAUAUAUUUAAUAGAAAAGAUUGUACGGUGUACUAUCUUUUCUCUGGAAACACGAUACUUUUCUUGAUGUUUAUUGCACUUUAUUAAGUAACAGUUAUUUAGCUAUAUAUUUAUAGAAAACAACAACACAAAAAACGAAAAAAAAAAAAGAAAGAAGGAAAAAAAGAAUUUGGUAGGACUCGAACCCGGCACCAUCACCUCGACGCGACUACACCUAACCACUACACCACAGAAACUGAUUACGUAGAUUCAUGGAUAAUAAUUAUCCAUGGUAGAUUUGGGAAAAGUCUUUAAUUUAAUGCCUUUUCCAUGAAACUUCCGCCGGCAAGAUGAUCGCCAGCCGCAUUAAUCGAGCUAUUAACAGUAAAAAAACAAUGUAAACGCAUAUUCCAUGGCAAUGAAUGAAUGAAAGAACAUAAUUUUGCUUUUCAAAACGCCAAUACACGUCCUCGUCUCCAACGUAGGACACAAAACAUAUGUUUUGUUAUCUCGAUUUCCGCUGUUAUUUUGAAGUCCAAUCCCCAAGUUAACCAUCGUACUCAUCUGAAACACUCCUGCGUGUCUUAAAUUUGGUAAGACCUCUAACCGUGCUGUAAAAAAUUUGCUACAAAGAAAACUCUGAGUCUGGGCAGCGAACGAUGCGAACUUCCCCGUGUUUUUAUUUGAGUUGUUCGUGGCGCAAUGCACUCUGGUUAAAUGCAAUGCAUUGUGGUAAAAAGUGUGGUUAAAUGCAAUGCAUUGUGGUAAAAAGUGAUGAAUUCGAGAAUUCGUCGCCCCUUAUAUAUUUCCCUUAAAUCCUGAUUAUGUUGCUGCUCGCUCCCUACGGUCGCUCCGCAAUAAAUUCCAUCCUGAUAUCCAUGGAGAGUUGACAUAAGCAACUUAUGAAUCGACACAUACUCUCUCAGUUUGAAACUAUCAAUGAUUUUCACCUGCUCAAUUUUUUUGUAUGGACACCUCAACCAUUUAUGAAUUUUAGUCAUGAAAUUGUAACUAUCUGGUAAUGUGUAUUUAUGAUAACGUUUUAGUGUUCGAGUGAUAUUUUGUAACUUUUAAGGCUGGACAUUUUGAAAAAUUGUUUUUUUAACAAACGCUACAAUUGUGAAAACUUUUCGUUUAUAGAAUCGCAUAAUUAAGUAAAAUCUCGCAUUCUGAUUGGUUAACGAAGCGAGGUAUUUAGUGUGGAAUUGCGAGUUGAAAACGAGGCUAAGCGAUAUUGUUUCGCAUCUACGUAACAACUAUCGUCAAAUUCUAACACAACAACAUGCAAAAAAGGUUUUCUACAAUGUCAUUUUAAAAUGUUUUCAAAACCAUUCAUUGUCACUUUUUGAAGAGUUAAAAACAAACAAAAGCGUUUUUUAAAGUGAGCCGGAGGUUCUUCCUUGUUUUGAACUGAACUACAGAUUCUCGAAGAGACAUAAAACCUCUUUCACUCGCGACAACCAGAAAACAAGAAAAUCCUGUGAACACGGCCCAGAAAAUGGCAAUCCAAAGUUCAACCAAGCAAAACGGAGAAGCGACAACGGAGGAAGUGCCGGGGUCGAUUGUCCCAUAUACAGAAGAAGAAAUAAAUACCUUCAAAGACGACAUGGCCCCUGAAAACACGAAAAAGAGUACGCCGCUUGCAAUCGUCCUGAAUCGUGGUACUUAGAAAAGUACAAAACAGAGCUGAACUUGAACAGCAUUUCUAAAACAUUUCAAAGGUACUUACCUUAUGUCAAUCGCGACGUUAAACAUGUUAAACUUUCAGUGCUUUCGCUUGGACACUUGAUUUCUUUCAGUUUUGCCGCCGAAGAGGUAAAAGGUGUAAAUUAUUUUCCUUCUCGAGCAAAUGACCAAUUUGAAAAAAGACGUUCUACAUAAACGGCUUCUAAAUUCAGUAAAAUACCUCUAUUUAUCCUUACGAUUAGUGUGAAGCUUGUUUACAUGUAAAAAAGUUUGAAAACAAAUGUGAAACCAAGCACAAGGUACAAAAAAAGUUGUCGAAGGUUCAAUCGUGUACGACUGACCUUGCUUCCCUAUUCGCUAACGCAAUGACAGUUCUGACAGUUGACUUUGAAAUGGCUUUCUGGAGCGCGCUCUCAGGAUAAAAACAAACAAUAUUAUUGCUGUUUUCUUUUUUUUCUUCUUAUUUUUAUUCAAUUAUGCGAUUCAAGGAAAAUUCAUUACCUGACUCGAGAAUUCCACGUUAAAUUGCACUUGAAAAUAAUAUCGCACUCAUCGCUUCGCGAUUCGUGCGAUAUCGGUUUUCGCGUGCAAUUAACGUGGAAUUCCCGUCAGGUAAUGAAUUUUCCUAUAGAAUAUUACGUUAAGAGCAGCAUUACAUCAGAAUAUAGCUUAAUUCCUUUCAGCUGCGAAAUUAGACAGUGUGCAUUUAGGAAAGUCUAAUACAAACUUUAUUUGAGAGUGACCGUCUAUCAAAUCAUUUACGCUAUCUUUGCUUUUGACAGAACACGUCACUGACAACGCACAAGUCAAUCGAGCUCAAAUUUAUUAAUAAAUUUAGCGUGCUAUUAUUAACAAUUACUAUAUUAGGGUUCCUUGCAAAUUCUACCUAAGAAAACGCUCCUGUCAGACACACACCCUGUUGAUGAAAAAAGGCGCUAUGAGAUUGCAGAGGUGGCCAGAUAAAAUAAUUUGCUCACUCAUAUUCUGCUUCAUCUUUGCAGCAGUUUUGGCGGCCAAAGAAGAAUCUAGAUCUUCCUACAUAGUAGCCCAAGAGAACAAACGUUUACAUGGCUAUGCUGUAAAGAAAAUCGAUUCUACGGAUGAAAUGGCAUGCAGUCAAGCUUGUUUAAGGCAUUGUUUGUGUACUUCUUCUAACUUUAAAGAGUCCUCAGGCAAUUGUGAACUGAACAAGCACGAGUUUUCAAUAACUGCAGAUGAUGACACCAAGCUCACUGAUAAUACGGGCACAACGUUUUCAAUGUUUCUUAAGGUGAGUCGAAGAGAAGUUUGUCAACAACGUACGCGAUGUAAUUAAGAACUGCGUUGAACUAAAUUUUUAACUAAUAUACAUCUGUUCUGUUGCAAAAAACAGUAAAGUUGAGUCUUGUUAGGAUGCAUUUAUGAAAAAUGGCAUCCAAAGCGGGGAUAUGUCUUGUAUUGUAAUUGGAGUCAGCCAUGUUCACUGCCUUUUGCUACCAGUUUCAAUCCGCCGGACAAUUUUUUAAUGUUAUUGACGGCUAUGUAUUCUUGCCUUCAGUUGGUUUACUUGUUAUUAAAUUACAGUUAAGAAAAAUGUGCAGUGCAAUUAAAAAUACAAGGAGAGUUCGUCGAGUCUGUAUGUGUAAUUUAUGGAAAUUCUAUUUUGGUUUCUAAGUUCAAAGUAUAUAUUGUACAGAUAUAUGAUUUGCACUGCGCCUCGAAAAGUAUCCUGAGAGAUCAGUACGCACUGCAAGGAUGACAUGAAUUUGAACGUUUUUGCCCUAAAACAUUUGCUAGUGCAAAAAGCUGCAGGAAGUCGAUGGAAAACAACUUUUGCUUACCCAUGUAAAAUGUGAUUUUCUGCAGGGUUGUCUGAUGGCUGGAUGCCUCAAUGGAGGUUCUUGUUUGUUCGACAAAAACAGAAGCUUUCGCUUGCUCGUGCAAUCUGCAAUGGAGUGGGGAAAAUGUGAACUAGGUAAAUUUUUAGUUUUUUUUUUUUGUCCCUUAUAAUAAAUAUAGAAUAAUGAAAGAGGUGUAUUCUGUGCUAGCACCUGGUAUCCCGAAUUCCAUGCAGGGAAACUCUAGGCCUCUGCUAACAGGGAAAGAUGUGUACUGUUUGAAGCAAAAUCACAUUCACGUAUUUGUCUGUAUCUAGCAAAUGUACUUUUCAGUGGUACAAAGAAAGUUAAACUGUUGACAGAUUGCCAAUUUAAUGAACCUUCUACUCCGUGAAACUGGUAUGUAGCAUUAAGAGUUUACUUUUAAUAUUUUCUUAGCCUCAAAUGUGGAUCGUCCUGGAAUCAGGUUCUUUAGUAGGAAGAAAAAAAGCGAAUAAUGGUGUAAACAGCCUGCUAUUCGCCCUUUUUCUCCUCUAGGAAGCCUGAUCUAAGCUAAGUCUGGAACUUCCAUGUUUUUCUUGUGAUUUUACGCUUUAUUUCUCAUGAAGUAUAGGCUCCUGAAGGGUAUAUAUGUCCAAUGCAUGGCUGUGGCCAUUUUUAAUUUUGGGUUCGCCAUCUUGUGUUCCGGCCAUUAGGCUCUAAAGCAAAAGCUUUCAGCCGACCUUGCAUUUUUGGCGAUUUUCUCCAUUUGAUGGAUCUGUUUUUGUAGACAUUGAUGAAUGCGCAAAAAUACCCACUAUUGCGGUGCCAAUGCUUACUGCAAUAAUACCAAGGAGGAUACAACUGCACUUGUCAUCCGGGAUAUUACGGAGAUGGAAAGAAUUGUGA